AGAAGAUGAACAGCUCACUGUGGAACAGAUUUUUCAGAACAAAAAGGUCCCUUCAUGGAGAGAACAGCUGACCAUUAGAGCCUUUGUGGUGGCAGUACUUCUUUCAAUCCUUUUCAGCUUCAUUGUCAUGAAACUCAACCUCACCACUGGUAUCAUACCUUCCCUCAAUGUCUCUGCUGGACUUUUGGGGUUCUUCUUUGUCAAGACAUGGACAAAGUUCCUUGAGAAGACAGGUUGGCUCAAACAACCCUUCACAAGGCAAGAGAACACCGUCAUUCAGACAUGCGUUGUCGCAAGCGCCGGGAUCUCUUUCAGCGGAGGUUUUGGGAGUUACAUCUAUGGAAUGAGUGAUGUUAUAGCAAAGCAAACAUCAAAUUUUAAUGAUGCUCAAGAUAUUAAGAACCCACAACUUGGAUGGAUGAUUGGGUUUCUUUUUGUUGUUAGUUUCAUUGGGCUCUUCUCUGUGGUGCCUCUUCGAAAGAUCAUGAUCAUUGACUUUAAAUUAACCUACCCAAGUGGCACUGCAACUGCACACCUUAUAAACAGCUUCCACACUCCUAUAGGAGCCAAACUAGCUAAGAAACAAGUCAAGACAUUGGGAAAAUUCUUCACCUUUAGCUUCUUGUGGGGUUUCUUUCAAUGGUUCUUCACAGCAGGGAAUGCUUGUGGAUUUGUAAACUUUCCUACAUUUGGUCUCACAGCCUAUGCUAACACGUUUUACUUUGAUUUCUCUGCAACUUAUAUUGGUGUUGGAAUGAUAUGCCCACACAUCAUAAAUGUUUCUGUUUUACUUGGAGCUAUUCUCUCAUGGGGUAUUAUGUGGCCUAUUAUUGGUACUAAAGCAGGUCAAUGGUAUCCUGCAAACCUCAACCCUAGCAAUGCCAAUGGCCUACAAGGUUACAGGAUCUUCAUCUCAGUUUCCAUGAUCCUAGGAGAUGGUCUAUACAACUUCACAAAGGUACUGAGCCGAACAGUCAUAAGCAUAUAUCAAGAAAUUCGUGACAAAAGAAAUGCAGCUCUCCCUGUUGCCGAACGCGAUUCACCUGCAAGCCCAACUCCCUUGUCUUAUGACGAUGAACGGCGAACCAAACUCUUCCUUAAAGACCAACUUCCAACAUGGGUUGCAUUAGGAGGCUAUCUAACUAUUUCUAUUAUCUCCAUUAUUACACUUCCAUACAUCUUCCCCCCUCUCAAGUGGUACUAUAUAAUAGUCAUCUACAUUUUUUCACCUAUUCUAGCAUUUUGUAAUGCAUAUGGGUGUGGCCUCACUGAUUGGUCCUUAGGCCCUACAUAUGGGGCAAUUGCCAUUUUUGUAAUUGGUGCUUGGGCUGGGGCAUCACAAGGAGGGGUAAUUGCAGGUCUUGCAGCAUGUGGUGUCUUGAUGAACAUUGUUUCCACUGCAUCUGACCUUACACAGGACUUCAAAACAGGGUACCUGACCUUGGCUUCACCAAGGUCAAUGUUUGUAAGCCAAGUGAUUGGGACUACAAUGGGUUGUGUUAUCUCCCCUUGUGUCUUCUGGAUCUUCUACAAGGCUUUCACUGAUCUUGGUCAACCUGGUUCACAAUACCCAGCUCCUUAUGCAUCUGUAUUUCGAAGCAUGGCUAUGCUUGGUGUUGAAGGGUUCUCUGCUCUACCAACCCAUUGCCUUCAACUCUGUUGUGGGUUCUUUUUUAUAUCAAUUUUGAUAAAUGUAAUCAGAGAUUCCUUAGGGAAGAAGUGGUCUCAGUAUAUCCCUUACCCAAUGGCCAUGGCAGUACCAUUCUACAUUGGAUCUUACUUCACAAUUGACAUGUGUGUUGGAAGCUUAAUAUUAUUUGUUUGGCAGAAGGUAAACAGGGUUAAAGCAGAUGCAUUUGGGCCUGCAGUGGCAUCUGGUUUGAUUUGUGGUGAUGGGAUAUGGACUUUGCCAAGUUCUAUACUUGCUUUGGCUGGGGUGAAUCCACCUAUCUGCAUGAAGUUUCUGUCAAGAUCAACAAAUACCAGAGUUGAUGCUUUCUUAUUGGGUUCUUAAGCCACCCAACCUUUGUUAAUUUGUAAGUGUUG
Molecule: messenger RNA, 2046 nt
Organism: Telopea speciosissima
Lineage: Eukaryota; Viridiplantae; Streptophyta; Magnoliopsida; Proteales; Proteaceae
Product: probable metal-nicotianamine transporter YSL7
Exons: 6
Coding region: 128-2014 (628 amino acids)
Cellular component (GO): membrane
Molecular function (GO): oligopeptide transmembrane transporter activity
Source: RefSeq, a predicted model, not a curated record